Messenger RNA from Monosiga brevicollis MX1, 1233 nucleotides. RefSeq lists its product as uncharacterized. The transcript is spliced from 4 exons. NCBI's taxonomy places the organism in Eukaryota, Choanoflagellata, Craspedida, Salpingoecidae. Gene Ontology annotation, molecular function: RNA endonuclease activity producing 5'-phosphomonoesters, hydrolytic mechanism. The annotation marks the transcript as partial. The record is from RefSeq and is a predicted model, not a curated record.
AGCUACGAUCAUCAGUCCAAGACCUACGUGAGCUCAUUCAAACCCCUCACCCUGUCUGGCGUCGACAUCAAUGUUACCCCCUACUUUUCCCCCGAUCACAGCGCGGAGAUGCUGGUCAAGAUUAUCGACGGUGCCAAGAAGACCCUCGACAUCUACACACCCGGCUUUAGCAGCUGGCAAGGAUGCUCCCCGUACUCGGGCUGCGGUGGGUGCAACGUGAGCGUGGUCGCGGCCGAGCCCUUCCCCGUCUUUCCCGCCCUCUUGAACGCGGUCCAUCGCGGCGUCGCCGUUCGCAUCAUCACCAACGACUACAACGUCCACACCUGCGAGGGCGUCAUCACCCCGCUCGACUACCUCAAGCUCAAUGGCGUUGACAUCCGCUAUUACACCAGCACCACCUUUAUGCACUCCAAGGUCCUCGUCCGCGACGGCGUCGAAGUCUCCAUCGGCUCGGUCAACUGGACCAAAAACUCCAUCCUCAACGAUCGCGAAGCCGCCAUGUUCUUCACCGGCACCAAUGCCGCCGCCGAUCUGGCCAAAUACGUGCUCAGCGUAUACGAACAGGAUUGGGCUCAGACCUACAAUUAUACGCUCGAUCACACCUACUCGCCUCAGGACAUGGCCAUCAUCACCAAUACCAGCCUCCAGCCCGUCAACGUGCCGCAGGGCCCGGAUCGUCCCUACAUCACCCCAGAACCUUCCGCCAUCAGCGUCAAUACUGACGUCGAGAUCUGGACGUCGCCCGACUACGCUUACACGACAAUCAUGGAAGAUAUCGACAGCGCCGAGACAUCCUUUGCCCUCUACAUCUACCAGGUCACCGACAAGCGCUUGUGCGAGAAGCUGAUCAACGUCACUCAAGCUGGCCUCAACCUUACCUUGCUCGUGUCCUACCGCAUCUACGGUACCACUGACUACGAGCUUGCCAAGUCUUGCUAUGAGACGCUCUACCAAAACGGCGUCGUGAUUCGCAGCGCAUAUGCUUUUACCUACAGCUUUUACAACCAUCAAAAGUUCUGGAUCGCCGACGGCAAGCGCGUCACCCUUGCCACCGGCAAUUGGUCUCCGUCCGACUACCCAGGCCCCCCCGGAUCCUACCCAGUUUUUGGGCAGGAGGGCUGGCAGUCCGUCAACCGCGACUUUACCGUUCGCGUGGCUAAUAAAGAUGUGGUCGACGUCUUUGAUAAGGUUCUGACCAUGGACUACCUGAAUGGCACCUACUGGAAGCCCUAU